AUGGAGGAAACACGCAACAAGACGGCCUCGAGACGCUUGACCAAGAGGGAGCGUCUCCCCCCGCCAGUUGCCUACCUCAACAACAAGGCAAAGUCCAACACGCUCAAGCGUGCCCCCUCGGCUGCUUCCUACUUCACGCCCAAUCAAGGCCUCGCUCUCCAGUCCGCCGCCGCCGCCUCGUCGCUUUCUGCCGACACCCAAACCCCGGGCUCCUCACUUCGUCGCUCGCCCUCACUUACGCCCGUCCACGAACACCACCGCGCCGCCGCGAAUGUAAAUUACCCGUCCUCCCAGGCCCCGGUGCCCUCGAUUGCCCACCUUCCGCCGGCCUCGGUCGGGGAGCCCUUCAACCACGCCAUCGUCGAGGAAGCCCUCUACGCCUCCUCCUCCUCCCACCACCUUAGCCUCCACCACCACGACCAAGACCCACGUCGACCUGCCGGCCCCCAGCAUUCCCUCACCGCAGACCCGCCCUCUCGCUUCAGGUCCUCGCCCAAGCUGCGCCAGUCGGCCUCGUUCAACACCCUCGCGCGCAAGAUGGAUACCCCGCCAUCGGGCUCCAAGAGCCCGCGCAAUCGAUACAGCGACGAUGGCGACACGGCCAAGAAGCGCAGGUCCGACGGCGGCAAGAAGAAGGGCACUUUUUCCACGUUUGUGAGCAGCAUGCUGGGUUCGCCGCGCCGCCCUACCAUCUCCACGCCCACCAAUCCCAUGCAUGUUACCCACGUCAGCAUCGACAACGAGACGGGCGAGUUCACGGGUCUUCCCAAGGAAUGGCAACGUAUGUUGCAGCAAAAUGGAAUCACAGAGCUGGAGCAGAAGCAGCAUCCACAGGCGGCCGUGGAUGUCGUCAACUUCUACAAGGACAACGCAGAAAAAAACGAAGAGGACGCCAUCUGGGACAAAAUGGGCCCGGCAAAUCCACAAGGCUAUGCCUACCAAGCAAACAUCGCGCCCGCCUAUGGCUCGGUGCAGCCCCUCUUGAGUCCACCCCAGAGCCCGCGCUUCCCACGGAACGACCACGACAGCUUCGAAAACCCCCGCGCCCCGCCUCCAAUCCCGCGCAGUGUUACCUCGCCCGUUCCCAAUUCACCUCAAUUGAAUGGCGCUCUCGUUCCGAAUCGACCAGCGCCUAGGCCACCGGGCGCUGCCUCCACCUCGACCAACACCAUCCCCACACGAGCUGCACCCCCAACGCCCAGUCCCAUAGUCACACAGCAACAACAACAACAAUCGACCCCGCGUCAGGAGAAUGACUUCCCGCAGGUUGCCUAUGCGCCUCCUACCAUCACCGACAGCCCUACUGGAAUUUCCUCGGCGCCCCGCAGUCGUGCCAACACGACUGGAGGCACACCGCCACGCUUCGAUUCCCCCGCUAGUGCGUCCGCGAUAUCGCCCGCCCAGCAGUACCAACAGCAACAGCAACAAGCCAUGGCAGCGGCACAGCAGCCCAAGGCUCCCCUGGGCCGGAGUGUCAGUCAAAGGGCACCGCAACCGGCACAUCACGCACCAGCACCCGCUGCGGUUCCAGUACCAUCAACCCAGCAGCAAUUCGCGCAACAAAUAGAUCCUCAAAACAUUCCCUUGCCUUCGCAGCAGGCUCGCGUCGGUCCGGCACCCCGGCCGCGGCAGCGGCCUCGUCAAAGCCAAGGACCGGAUAUUGUUGCCAAGCUCAACGCUAUCUGCACCAAUGCCGACCCAACCCUUAGGUACCGCAACCUGAACAAGAUCGGCCAAGGUGCCUCGGGUGGUGUCUUCACAGCCUAUGAGGUUGGCACGAAUAAAUGCGUGGCUAUCAAGCAGAUGAAUCUUGAGCAGCAACCGAAGAAGGAUCUGAUCAUCAACGAAAUUCUCGUCAUGAAGGAUAGCAAACAUAAGAACAUUGUCAACUUCAUGGACAGCUUCCUCGUAAGGGGAGAUUUGUGGGUCGUUAUGGAGUACAUGGAAGGCGGAAGCUUGACAGACGUGGUGACUUUCAACAUCAUGUCAGAGGGACAGAUAGCCGCCGUGUGUAGAGAAACUCUCCACGGUCUGCAGCAUCUGCACUCAAAGGGCGUUAUUCACCGAGACAUCAAAUCCGACAACAUCUUGCUUUCUCUGGAAGGCAAUAUUAAGCUAACCGAUUUUGGGUUUUGCGCACAGAUCAACGAGAAUCACAACAAGCGGACGACCAUGGUCGGCACCCCAUACUGGAUGGCCCCGGAGGUUGUGACUCGGAAAGAAUAUGGCCGAAAGGUGGACAUUUGGUCACUGGGCAUCAUGGCCAUCGAGAUGAUUGAGGGAGAACCGCCCUAUCUGAAUGAGAGCCCUCUGCGUGCACUUUGGCUGAUUGCGACGAACGGAACGCCCACGAUCAAGGAGGAGCACGCUUUGUCGCCCGUAUUCCGCGAUUUCCUGGGCUUCUCGCUCAAAGUUGAUCCGGAUAAGCGAGCGAGUGCUCAUGAUCUCUUGGUGCAUCCGUUCAUCCAAACCGCCGAGCCGCUGAAUACACUGGCACCGCUGGUGCUAUCAGCGAGGAAAGCGAGAGCCGAAGAAAGACGCAAAAAGGGCGGUAUGUAA
Messenger RNA from Cucurbitaria berberidis CBS 394.84, 2559 nucleotides. RefSeq names its product Pkinase-domain-containing protein. The coding region runs from base 1 to 2559 and encodes 852 amino acids. NCBI's taxonomy places the organism in Eukaryota, Fungi, Ascomycota, Dothideomycetes, Pleosporales, Cucurbitariaceae. Gene Ontology annotation, molecular function: ATP binding; protein serine/threonine kinase activity. Gene Ontology annotation, biological process: protein phosphorylation; intracellular signal transduction; regulation of MAPK cascade. Gene Ontology annotation, cellular component: cytoplasm. The transcript has 5 exons. The record is from RefSeq and is a predicted model, not a curated record.